Messenger RNA from Lacerta agilis (Sand lizard), 2350 nucleotides. RefSeq names its product WD repeat and SOCS box containing 1 (gene WSB1). The transcript has 9 exons. Lineage: Eukaryota; Metazoa; Chordata; Lepidosauria; Squamata; Lacertidae. The coding region runs from base 117 to 1382 and encodes 421 amino acids. Gene Ontology annotation, biological process: intracellular signal transduction. Gene Ontology annotation, molecular function: protein binding. The record is from RefSeq and is a predicted model, not a curated record.
GUCUUUAUCUCUUGCGGCGCUGCGGAAGGUGGCUGGGACGCAUUCGGAGUCUUUCGUUCCCUUUGCUCCUUUUUUUCAUUCUUUGUUCAGAGCCGGUCUGAAGGGCGGCUCCGUAGAUGGCCAGCUUUCCCCCGAGUGUUAACGAGAAGCUCAUUGGAAGAUCACGGACAGUGGGAGAACUUUUAGCCCCAGUUUCUCCUUUCGACAAAAAGUGUGGGCGUGAAAACUGGACGGUUGCCUUUGCUCCAGAUGGCUCCUACUUCGCUUGGUCACAAGGCCAUCGCAUAGUAAAACUCGUUCCCUGGUCUCAGUGCCUGAAUAAUUUUUCGUUGCAUGGCGUAAAGACUUUCACCAAUUUAAGCCAUUCCAAACUUUCGAGGCAGAACAGCAAUGGAGACCAGAAAAACAAGCCCAGCGAGCACGUCAUAGAUUGCGGCGACAUCGUCUGGAGUUUGGCUUUUGGAUCUUCCGUGCCCGAAAAGCAGAGCCGGUGUGUGAAUAUAGAAUGGCACCGGUUCAAAUUCGGCCAAGACCAGCUUCUCCUGGCAACGGGCUUAUCCAAUGGUCGUAUCAAAAUAUGGGAUGUCUAUACAGGAAAGCUCCUCCUUAAUUUAAUGGACCAUACAGAAGUUGUCAGAGACUUAACUUUUGCCCCUGAUGGCAGCCUGAUACUAGUGUCUGCUUCACGAGACAAAACACUCAGAGUAUGGGACCUGAAGGAUGAUGGAAAUAUGAUGAAAGUAUUAAGAGGGCACCCAAACUGGGUCUAUAGCUGUGCUUUCUCUCCAGAUUCUUCCAUUCUCUGCUCUGUGGGGGCCAGUAAAACAGUGUUGCUUUGGGAUAUGGAUAAAUACACUCUCAUCCGAAAACUGGAAGGGCACCACAACGAUGUUGUAGCCUGCGAGUUUUCUCCUGACGGAGCUUUACUGGCUACAGCAUCUCAUGACACCCGCGUUUGUGUUUGGGACCCGCACACUGGAGCUGUUCUGUUGGAGUUUGGGCAUCUGUUUCCCGCACCAACUCCAAUAUUUGCUGGGGGAGCAAAUGACCGCUGGGUCAGAUCUGUAUCUUUUAGCCACGACGGACUGCAUAUUGCAAGUCUUGCUGAUGAUAAGAUGGUGCGGUUCUGGAGAAUUGACGAAGACCACCCCGUCCAGGUUGCACCUCUGAGCAAUGGGCUUUGCUGUGCCUUUUCUACAGAUGGCAGUGUUCUAGCUGCUGGGACGCAAGACGGAAGUGUGUACUUCUGGGCCACUCCCAGGCAUGUUGCCAGCCUCCAGCACUUGUGCCGCAUGGCCAUCCGGCGAGUGAUGCCCACCAGCCAGGUGCAGAAUCUGCCUGUCCCUCCCACCAUCGUGGCUUUCCUUUCCUACCGGAUUUAGAAAGUAAAUUGGAAGAGGGGAGGAGAGCAGUCUGCCAGGCACGUGGGCAAAAGAGAACCUCAAGCUUUUUGUAAGCCCUUUUGAGCUGAACACUUCACAUAUUGCAGUCAUUAUUUUCCCUUAAGAAUAAAGAAGUGGAGUUUCCUUAAAGACGGUAUUUAUAGAAAAGAUCAGUAGAGGUAUUUCUUGAGAGCACCAGACUUUUCUGAAGAAAUUCUAACUGUGAAAAUCUGUAAAUAAUUAGACGUUAGCUGCUAUGUAUUACCUGUGUAUAUCAUUUGUGAUUUUUUAAAAUGUAGAAUAUAGCAUGUAUAUAGGCGUGUGUGUGUGUGUGUGUGUGUGUAUUUGCAUGCACACAAACAUACACACAGAGAUAUAUAGAUUCUGGAGCCACAAUCUGUAUUGGUGCUGUGUAUAGAGUGGCGUUUGUGGCUCAGGUAUAGGAAAACAAAAUUUAGUGGCUUCUGUAUGUUGUGCAUUAUUGGCAGGGGGCUCUCAAAAUGGGGCCCUGGGUUGUGCACAUCUUGUGUAGCAGAAGGAGUGAAUUUCCUUGAGGUCCACAGCACGGAGAGGAAGUCGGGCACAGCUAAGAAAGCUUGAUUUACCAGACACAUGUCAUCUUCAGGGAGGCCUUAAUUUUGCCACAAAUUGAAUGGUGAGUGUACAGGAUCGCUUGGCGGUCCUUAAACCUUUGAAAUCCAGCUACUGUAUUAAAUCCUGGCAACUUCUCUAUCAGAUGUGACUUCUUCACAGGCUCAGGGUUCCCACCCCCCAACACUUCAGUCAACCUUUGUCAUUUAAAGGGGGUGAUAAUUGGGUGAACUACCAAAGACAUGAAACCAUUCUUGUUUUCAUAUGCUUUUGCCUUCUGUUCAUCUGGACUCGCAGAUGCAAAGAAUGUAUGCAUUGCAUAAAAUGCCUGAUUAUAUAUAUUUCUUCUUUUUUGUAUUAAAAAGUUGUAAAAAAAA